UACCGCCGGACUCCCGGCGCCGAGGUCCGGCGCUCCGACUUCCAGCGGCCCCGGUCUCGGCGCUCUGAGGUCUCCGCGCCCCGGCGUCUCGGCAGCUCCAGAUCUCAGCACCCCAAGGUCCCCGCAGCCCCAGGGCUCCGCACCCCAAGGUCCCCGCGCCCCGACGUCCGGAGACCCGGGGUCUCCGAGCUCUGGUCUCCGCGCCCACCAUGCCGCCAAGUCUUUACCUGGUCUUGCUGCUGCUCAGUGGCCUGCACGCCGAGAAUGAAAUCAAGGAAGUCCAGGCAAUGGUGGGCAGCGACGUGGCGCUCAGCUGCAUCCACCCCAACCAAAGCCAUUUCGACUUGAAUGAUCUCUUCGUCUAUUGGCAAAUCAGUGACUUGGGCACCGUGGUGGCUUACUACCUGUCUGAGAACAAGUCUGAUGCUCAUGAGGCCAGCCAGUACAAGAACCGGGCCCAUAUGUUGCUGGACCGCAUGAAGCAGGGCGACUUCUCGCUCUACCUGCAGAAUGUCACCCCCCAGGACACCCAAAAGUUCGAGUGCCUGGUGUUUUGGAAGUCCACAUUAACAAGGGCUUUGAAAAAGGAGGUCAGGCUGCACGUGGCGGCAAACUUCAGCCUGCCUGUCGUCCACAGCAGUAACCCCUCCCAGGGCCAGGAGCUCACUUUCACCUGCAUAUCCACAAAUGGCUACCCAAAGCCCAACUUGUAUUGGAUCAACAGGACAGACAACAGCUUGAUGGAUGAGGCUCUGCAGAACAGCACUGUCUCCUUGAAUGAGCGAGGCCUGUAUGACGUGAUCAGCAUCCUGAGGAUCCCGUGGGCCCUCCAUGUGAACGUCAGCUGCUGUGUAGAGAAUGUGGUUCUCCACCAGAACCUCACCAGCAUCAGCCAGGGAGAAACUUCCAUUGGAAACAAAGACAUGUUCACAGAGAACCCACAGACACGCCAGGAGGAGAAAAUCAUGGCCCUUUUCAGCAUCCUGGCAGUUCUCUUGGUGGCAGCCGUUAUUUCGGGUUGGGUUUGCAGAAGCAAGUGUCCUCACAGAAGAUACACAGGUCCCCGGACUGUGGUGCUGGAGCACGAACUCACAGAUCAUGCUUGACGGGACUCUGCCCAGGAUGUGGACAGGGCUUCUGUGAGAUGCCACCCAGUGGACAUCAGACACAACUUGAGAAUGGACUCCGACAGGCCUGGUGGCAAAGGGGACACUGAGCUGUCUGCUUGUGUGCUAUGAUCGUGGACAGGAGCCCUAGCCUUGAGGGGCACGGAGGGUUGAUCCCUGGAACCAACCAACUGGGCAGUGCUGACCGGACUAAAGGAGGCUUCUCCAGGGGAGCAGCAGCCCUGGAACAUGGAGCCCCCAGUGAGUGGCUCCCCCUCAGCCUCCAGCACAGAUAGGAGGAGCUUGUGGGGGAUGAUCCUCUCCGGAAGGAAACAGAGCACAUGACUCACCCCAAGCCUGCAUGGAGGACAGGAGCCUUCCUGGGGAUUCCGGUUCUUUAAGACUGAAGGAAAGGCAUUUGGUCCACUCUGAAAGUGCCUGAAGAAUCCACGGGAGAUAUUUCCCUGCAAGAUCUUCAGUGGGAAGAAAGCCUGACCUCACCUGGUUUGGGCCUAAGCUACUUUGACCUCCUAGGGGAUGAAUGGGGUUUUGUCCACAGAAAACCUGCCCCAGGGCUGAUGGAUGGCUCAGAGGUUUCAGGGGCCCUUGGCUUUGCAACGUAAAAGGAAUUUGCCUUGGAGCAAAACAUGGCUGUCUGCUGCAGACUGGCAUGUCACCAUAAUCACCAGAGGCCCUUGAGCCCAACUGUGCCAUGCAUACAGAGGCCUCCUGCCAGCCACAAGCUCUUUCAGAAUGAACUCCACUCAUCCGUACCUGGCCUCAACCACCCAUCCUGCUGAAGGUUGUCAAGAAGACCUCAUCUCCUGCCCACGCCCUGGAACUACCGGCCCACCAGGUGGCUGCAGCCUCCCAGGCCUCUGUGUUGUUGGCUAGAAUGGGUCCAGCAGUUUUUUGGUUCUAGGAAGUUGGCUGCCUGGUAACCCAGGUGUGCACACGCUCCAGGAAGAUGUGGUGAGGUGAGGAGCAUGAAUUCCCCUCUGGGACAGAGCAUCUGACCCUGGUUGUGGGCAAGCUCCCUCCUUAUUUCCCACCCAGAAACCCCGGACAAACAGACUGCUUGGUGUGCUGCUGUCCCUCAGGGCUGACGGAGGUGUAAUGUCUGUGUGUCUCAGACCCGGGCAGCACAAGAAUGAGAAAUGAGGCCCUUGGACAGGCUGAGGGACCAGUGCUGUUAUGAGGAUCUGCCCAGAGUCUUCACAAGGACUUCAGAAAGAGCAUAACAAGAGGCCCACCCGACUGUCCGGGAAAGCAUUAGGUGUGUGCAUCUGUAAAGGAGCCAUAGUCACGAUGGGUCGAGUCGGCAGCUGCAGCAAAAAGAGCUCAAGAAGCUGCUGGGGUGCUUCAGGCCUGUGCGCAGCACCCGAAGUGACCCCAGAUGCCUGGGCCUGUGCCUGCCGGGGACCCCUCCUCUGGGACACAGCCAUGCAUUACCUUCAGUUUCUGCCCCCACAGAAUGUCUCUUGGCGAAGCCUCGGAACCCAGGCGGGCCACAGCGACCCAGCAGGGAGACCCAGUCCGCUUCCACUUUUCCUGUCAGAUGUCAGUUCUCUUAACCCAGCACUCAGGAGGCAGAGGCAGGUAGAUCUCUGAGUUCCAGGCCAGCCAGGGCUAUAUAGUGAGACCCUCUGUCUCAAAGAGAGGGGGGGCAGGAGCUGGCCCUGUGCCUCUGUAGCUCUCCUGCCCCGGGGCACCAGGCACACUGUUGCCACCACCCCCACCACUUACUUUGACAUGGGGAACCCUCACCAACUGUGCCUCUGUGGCUCUUCCUGGACCCUGGGCUCUCCAGUCACCAUACCCUGCUGACCCUGGCAGGUGGUCCUCUCUCCACCUGCUACUUCCCAAGGGCCCCUGGGAGCCUCCUCCCUCAGCACGUUAGCGUUCGUGAGACCUGCCCUGUAACCUCUGCCUCCCUCAACCCCAAACCUUGCUGCUAGCUCUUUAUCUAGGUUGUAGAUGGGCUGGAUUCCAAUGUUCUUCCAGCCCCUUCCAGAAACUUGUCAAGGGAUUACAAGAUGUACACUGUGCCUUGUGUCCGGUGGCUUUUGUCAGUGCAGUGAGCUGGGGCUGGCUGUUCUUGCCGCUGGUGCCUCCACAUGCGCGGUUCCAUCCUGAAAGGCAUGUGGUCAGUCACUCUAGGAGUUUGUUAUGGUUCCCGUGCAGAAGCCAGGGGUGUGGCUCAGCAGCCCACAAAGCAGCCCAGCCCUACCACAGAGGUGCUCCUCAGAGGCCAUGGGGAGAGUCCCUCUGACCUGAUAGGUGGGCAGGGCAUGUGGCCCCAGCCUGGGCUCAUCUUAUCUGCCCGUUUCCCCUCUGUGAAGUGAGGCCUCUGGAGCUGGCCUCUGUCUCCUAACCUGAGCAGCCCAGGCUCCUGAUGGGCCCCCGACUCUGGAGAGCAGCUGAGGUGCUAGAGAAGGCGGCUUCCCUAGGCUGCUGCCAGGCCUGGCUCUGAAGUGUGGGUGUGAUGCCUCAGCCGACUUGCCCAUGAGUGAGUCCCUGCAAGGGCCCAACUCCAGCUCGGCUGCCGUGUCACCUCCCAACCCAGCCUUUCAAACAGAGGUCAAGGACACAGCCAACGAGGAGGCCGCCCUUGAGGUCAUCUGGAAAUGAUUUCAGUCUUGGCAGCCCACAGCUCACCCACAGCCCAGAGGGCACCAGGGUGCCAAGGGGGUGUAGACUUGUGUGGGCUCUGGCCACAUUCUCCCUGCCUACCCUGAGGCUCUCACCAGGGUUAGAGAUCCUCAUGCCUGAUCAUCUGUAGGGAGCCCCUCCUGUUCCUGGGUCCCCAGGAAUAGAGAAGCCUUCUUGCUGGCCACUUUCUGGGCAGUCCCGUUCUUGAGAUCCCAGACACCCCACAUCCUGCACCUCCUAGACUCUUUUCCACAGGAAGUCUUACUGGGGACGAGUGGAUUGUUGGCACUUCCCUUAAGAACGCAUGCAGCAGCAUGAAGUCCCAGCCAGGAGCCCUUUGCCCGCUUGCCUCCCCCGCCACUCUCCUCUCAUCCUCUGCAGAUACCACACAGUGCUUGUCUCUACUUCCCCUGCCAAGUUGGACCUGGACUUUCCCUCCUCCCCUGCCCAGUCCUCCCUCACCCACCCCUGAGGAUCAGAGUGAACUCCUGUGGGCAGGGACCAGGCUGCGGGAGCUGGUUCCUCAGAGAACUGGGGACACCCCCUACCCCAGCGCUCCGAGGCAGCUGGUGUGUUGGGGAGCUGCCAGGCUAGACAUAAAGACACAAGAAGACUUGCUUUUAGCAAGUCGAAGCAGAUCUCUCACACCCUGAGCUCAGAGCGUGACAGACAGCAAGAAGUCAGGAGCAAACAGCCCAGAGGGCUUCUGGACAGGACUUCUGUGGGGCUGGGCUGGGCAGCGAGUACUUCUCUAAGGUGGGCUAGUGUCUGCUGGGAGGGGCUGCAGUGAGCUGUGAUAGCUAUUGAGGCUGGGACUGUGAGGCAGCAAACGUCUCCCCUCAUAGUCUGGAGAACUGAGGUCUAGAAGCAAGGCAUGGGGGAGGGUUUUGAGGGUCCCCCGCCUGGUCCAGUCCCCAGUAGCCCAGCACCCGCACUUGUCUUACAACCUCCAGGCCUCUGUCUUCACAUAGUUCCUCUUCUGUUUUGUGUCCGAGGACACCAGAUUUAAGAUUUCUGGUCACCUAAGCCUGUGUGGCCUCAUUCUAACCUGCUAGAACCACAGAAACCCUGUUUGACAGUGAAGAUUCUGAGAGUGAUGAACCUGUUGGGGGCGGGGGACAGACUCGGAGAGAGGGUGGUGACGACACUGGAGCAGGGAUGGGGAACAGGGCACUCAAGGCCCAACCUGGCCAAGGUCCAGACCCACAUUUCGGGUUUGGACAUUGCCUGAGGCACGGGAGGGCUGGAGCUGCCCCUCGCAUUCUUGACCCUGUCCGAUGGUCGCCAUGCAUACGGACCCCAUGGCUUCAUACCCAGCAUCACUCCUAGCUGCUCUCGGUGCCGCAUGCCCAGCACAGCCCAGGGGCACCACUGUCCAGUAGCUCUGCCCUCGGUCCCUCUACCUCAUCCUCACCACACUGUACCUGAACCAGUCCUGAACAUUGGGACGUGUGUGUGACUCCACACACACAUGUUGGGUAAGACUCCCUCAGGGUGUCCAGCAGCCCCAUCCGCAGGCUGAGGACUCUGGACAUGGCCAGGCCCCCACAGCUGCAAUGGAGGUAUGGUAUCUGUCCUCAGGGAGAAUGGAUGUCACCAAGUUUCUGGGGGAAGGCCUGGGGGACAGGAAACUCUGGUAGAGAAGUACUGACCUUGGGGGCUGCUUUGACAUUUGAGGUACAACACGGAAAAGCCAUGUAUGUGUGGGGGGUAUUAUAUCAUGGCUGUCCAGGUCCCAAAUGGAAAAGAUACCAGUUAAGACUUCAAACUCCAAAACCCAAAUACCCUACCACUGCGUGGUAGAAUUUAGGGAAAAAGGAAAAAACAAAACAAAACAAAA
Messenger RNA from Nannospalax galili (Upper Galilee mountains blind mole rat), 5598 nucleotides. It is a transcript of the gene Icoslg, whose product is annotated as inducible T cell costimulator ligand. NCBI's taxonomy places the organism in Eukaryota, Metazoa, Chordata, Mammalia, Rodentia, Spalacidae. The transcript is spliced from 7 exons. Bases 210 to 1106 code for a protein of 298 amino acids. The record is from RefSeq and is a predicted model, not a curated record.